AUGAAACUUGUCAAAGAUGUCUGGUUAAACGAUGAGUCGAAGAACAAGAAUUUUGUAUUCUCUCCGUUCUCAAUGGACAAUACUCUGGGUUUACUAGCUUCUGGAGCAAGUGGUGACACCUUAAAACAGAUAUUAGAGUUCCUCAAUUCUGAAAGCAUCGACGAUCUAAACUCUAAAAACUCUCAACUCAUCAUCGACGUGCUGUGCAAAACAAAAACCGGACUUGAACUGUCUUUCGUCGGCGGUAUUUGGUGCAGCUCCUUACUUAAACGUUCAUUCAAGAAAGUUUCUCGUACAGUUUACAAAUCCACAGCCGAUACUGUGGAUUUCGCAAACAAUAGCAAAGAAGUGCUGAAGAGGGUGAACACAUGGGCUGAAAAUAAAACCAAUGGAUUAAUUCAAGAACUCCUACCUGCUAACGCAGUCGAUGAACAUACAGUAUUUAUAUUGGCGAAUUCACUCUAUUUCAAAGGAUCUUGGAACAGAUAUGACCAGUUUCCACCAUCACUAACUGAGAUGUCAAAGUUCUAUCUCCUCGACGGAAAACAACCAGUAGACGUUCCGUUCAUGUCAUCGAGGGGGAAUCAAUAUAUUCGUUGUUUUGAAAGCUUUAGAGUACUGCGACUCCCAUACAAAGGUGACUGGAAUAGUACAGAUUUUUCUAUGUACAUAAUUUUACCCGAGGAACGUGAUGGGAUCGGUGCACUUAUUGAAAAGGUGAGUUCCGAUCCUUCCUUUCUGGAUCAAUAUCUCCCAGUUGGUGCGGUUCCAACAAGAGACUUCAAGAUUCCCAAGUUCAAAAUUUGUUUUAAUUUUGAAGCAAAAAGAAUUCUAAAGAAAGUAGGACUAGUUUUCCCUUUUGAUUAUAAAAUGGCAGAACUGACUGAGAUGCUGUAUACUAAAGAUUUGAAAGCUGAACUGACUGAGAUGCUGAAUACUGAUGACUCGAAGGCAGAGCUGACUGAGAAAUCGAAUACUAAUCGGAUGGUAAAUAGUAAGAGUACGCUUCAUAGUCAGAGUACACUUCAUGUUUCAGAGGAGGUUUAUCACAAGUGUUUCAUUGAAGUUGACGAAGUUGGAACUAAAGCUGCUUCUGCUACUGCUGUAGUGGUGAAAAAGGUGGGUGUCAAGGGUCCUUCUCGUGUAACUCCUUUUCCUCCUGUUGAUUUUGUGGCAGAUCAUCCUUUCAUGUUCAUUAUAAAAGAGGAGCAAACCGGUGCAGUCUUGUUCAUGGGGCAUGUGCUUAAUCCUUUAUCAAACUAG
Molecule: messenger RNA, 1263 nt
Organism: Papaver somniferum (opium poppy)
Lineage: Eukaryota; Viridiplantae; Streptophyta; Magnoliopsida; Ranunculales; Papaveraceae
Product: serpin-Z1-like
Exons: 1
Coding region: 1-1263 (420 amino acids)
Molecular function (GO): serine-type endopeptidase inhibitor activity
Source: RefSeq, a predicted model, not a curated record